UUUUUUUUUCUCUCCUCGAGGGGACGAUACGUGGCGUGGUAUACCUAAUCGUUUGGUGUCAACGAGACGUACGUAAGUCGACAUAGCUCCAUGUAUAUGUUCUUUGGAGCUAGAACCCAUAAAUAGAAUGAAAUGAAAUAAUGGUGAGCCUAGGGCGACGAACAUAACAUGGCUCAAGGGUGUCUAUACAAAGCCCUUCUCUUCUUCAUUAAUAAAGAGGCAAUGCACUCUUUGAAUGGUACUUGAUUCAUAAAGAAUGAAUCUUUUGGUUAGAAGUUAUACGGACUUUAUAAAAGGAAAUGCCACACGGAGCGUGUUACGAGAUAUGGGGCGUUCUAUUCUAAUCGAAGGGUCAUACCUCUCGGCCGGCCCUCUUACGGUAAGGUCAAUGCACCAGCCAGCCAGUGUGGUGGCGAACACGCUGUGCUGUAAGCUAAACUGUUCACCUUGUAGACAGAGGAGAUAUAGAAAGUGUGCCGCGCGCGAUUCAUAAGAUUUUAUAGUAGCACCAGUAUAUUAUUUUAUUUAACUUAGCCUGCCUCUCCCAUCAUGACUUUUCGAACCAACCAACUCGGAUCUGCCCUCGCAAGUCUCUAUGCAUUUUGGGAACAGAGCAUGCAAAAUCGAGCAAUGGAUCUUAGAAGAAUUCAACUUUGAACGGCACGACUCUUUCUAUUUUUGCGCUGGCAUUUGAGUUGUCUCCCCUCCUCUUUCAAUCGACACACUCGACUAGAUAGCUCCGGUGGCCCGGCUUUUGCCUCUAUCAGGCGGCGACAGCCCCUACCCUCCCCUAGCACGCUUCCCCAAGAACCCAUUUUUCAGGAUUCGGCAGGCCCGUAAAAAAAAUGGGGAUACUUCCCAAAAAAACCAAGGGAGGCGGCAGCCCCCACCUCCACAGCCACAGCAUGGAGGAGCAGCUCCUUAAUCCGCACUACAACCAAUCCAAAUUUUCUCCAGAUCGAUAUAUGAUGAUGCUAAACCGAGACCAAGAUAGAGAGAGAGGGCUGCCCCUUUGUUGGCUCUUCGAGGCAAAAGCACUCAUAGGAAUGGUGCUAAUUCCCAUGUUCCUUCUAGUCUCGUUUGGUUUCGAGAGCCUCCCCCUCCCCGUCCUUACUCGUCUUUUGAAAGCCGUCAUCCUGGAUUUUUUUUCGUAUGCCGGGUAAAGUUCCUCACCUUUCCAUAUCUAUAUAAAUUAUUCCAUUUUUCCUCGGGUCUCUCUAUAAAACAGAAUGAAAAGCCCGGGUGGAAGCACAAACAAAAAGAGAGAGGAAAAGUCAAAAGGGGGGAAGAAGUCUAGUGCUAGUUCUUACUGAAACUUCUUUAUCUAACUUUCAUUUUUGAGUGGUUUCUUUGUUCUCUUAUUUGGAGAAAGACAAAACUUCCCUUUCUUCCUCUUCUUUCUUUUUUCUUUCUUCGACGAAUUUCGGUUAUGACCAAUGCCCCACUAGCUGAAUAGGCGUAAGAAAGCUACCUGAAAAAAGGCAAGGGUCCGAAGGAGACGAAUUGCCUUUUGCCAGAGAGAUUUUUUUAGAAAUUGGAUAAAGAAUUCAAAAAUAGAAAGAAUCUAAAUAAAGGGCCGAAGGGAAGGGGGCCCACUACUUCUUCAUUCAGGGGGGAGACUAGCCUCAUUACUUCCCACUGGGCGAGAGGUGGACCUAAGCCACCUACCCACUCAUCAAUCACGGUCUUCAGCUGACUUGCACUGAUAGACCCCUAUUGUAUUGGAAUUAGGCGCCCAUCUUUUUACUGUUGUCAACUAAUCUCUUCAAUCUUCGAUUCUACUCUAUGUUAGAACAUUUCUGUGAAUGCUAUUCUGAUCUAAGUGGUCCUAUUCUAUGUCCCGUGCUAGGAAGCAUUACUCCUCUUUUCAUUCCAAAUUCAAGAAUACGACCGAUACGAUUGAUUGGUCUGUGUGCCUCUCUUAUUACUUUUUUGUAUUCCCCUGUUCUUCGGAUACAAUUCGAUCCUUCUACGGCCAAAUCUCAAUUUGUGGAAAGCCUUCGAUGGCUUCCUUAUGAGAACAUAAAUUUUUAUUUGGGUAUAGACGGUAUCUCUUUAUUCUUCGUGAUAUUGACCACAUUUCUGAUCCCUAUUUGCAUUUCAGUGGGUUGGUCUGGUAUGAGAAGUUAUGGGAAAGAGUAUAUUACAGCAUCUCUAAUUCGUGAAUUUCUAAUGAUCGCCGUGUUCCGCAUGCUGGAUCCUCUACUAUUCUAUGUUCUUCCCGAAAGCGUGCUAAUCCCUAUGUUCAUUAUUAUAGGGGUAUGGGGUUCGAGACAAAGAAAGAUCAAGGCAGCAUAUCAGUUUUUCCUUUAUACUUUACUUGGAUCUGUUUUUAUGCUAUUAGCUAUUCUCUUGAUUCUUCUCCAAACAGGAACCACCGAUUUACAAAUAUCAUUAACCACAGAAUUUAGUGAGCGGCGCCAAAUCUUUCUAUGGAUUGCUUCUUUCGCCUCUUUCGCCGUCAAAGUGCCUAUGGUACCAGUUCAUAUUUGGUUACCCGAAGCUCAUGUAGAGGCACCUACGGCAGGAUCCGUCAUCUUGGCAGGAAUUCCUUUAAAAUUGGGAACCUACGGCUUUUUAAGAUUUUCAAUACCCAUGUUUCCCGAAGCGACACUUUCUUCCACUCCUUUCAUUUAUACUCCAAGCGCGAUUGCUAUAAUAUAUACUUCCUUGACCACUUCAAGACAGAUCGAUCUUAAGAAGAUCAUUGCUUACUCCUCAGUAGCCCAUAUGAAUCUGGUGACUAUUGGUAUGUUUAGUCCGAACAUACAGGGAAUUGGAGGUAGCAUUCUACCGAUGUUAAGUCAUGGACUGGUUUCUUCAGCCCUUUUUCUAUGUGUUGGUGUUCUAUAUGACCGACAUAAGACUCGACUUGUUAGAUAUUACGGAGGUUUAGUGAGCACCAUGCCGAAUCUCUCUACCAUUUUCUUCUCUUCUACUUUGGCCAAUAUGAGUUCACCUGGUACUAGCAGCUUUAUUGGGGAAUUUCUCAUCUCAGUAGGAGCUUUCCAAAAAAAUAGCUUAGUAGCCACAUUAGCAGCGCUUGGGAUGAUUUUAGGCGCGGCCUAUUCCCUUUGGCUAUAUAAUCGUGUGGUUUCUGGAAAUUUAAAACCCGAUUUCCUCCAUAAAUUCUCCGAUUCAAAUGGCAGAGAAGUUUCCAUAUUUAUACCUUUUCUUGUUGGACUUGUUUGGAUGGGUGUUCACCCCAAAGUGUUCCCGGACUGCAUGCAUACAUCCGUAAGUAACUUAGUGCAACAUGGCAAAUUUCAUUGAGAGGAAUCAGCAAAGAAAAGAAAAACGGAUCAA
Hevea brasiliensis (rubber tree) is the source of this 3306-nucleotide messenger RNA. Its product is annotated as NADH-ubiquinone oxidoreductase chain 4. The coding region runs from base 1786 to 3273 and encodes 495 amino acids. Gene Ontology annotation, molecular function: NADH dehydrogenase (ubiquinone) activity; ubiquinone binding. The transcript has 4 exons. NCBI's taxonomy places the organism in Eukaryota, Viridiplantae, Streptophyta, Magnoliopsida, Malpighiales, Euphorbiaceae. Gene Ontology annotation, biological process: electron transport coupled proton transport; ATP synthesis coupled electron transport; aerobic respiration. The record is from RefSeq and is a predicted model, not a curated record.